Messenger RNA from Dendrobium catenatum, 1212 nucleotides. RefSeq names its product coatomer subunit epsilon-1-like. The record is from RefSeq and is a predicted model, not a curated record. The coding region runs from base 120 to 989 and encodes 289 amino acids. Gene Ontology annotation, cellular component: COPI vesicle coat. Gene Ontology annotation, biological process: intra-Golgi vesicle-mediated transport; endoplasmic reticulum to Golgi vesicle-mediated transport; retrograde vesicle-mediated transport, Golgi to endoplasmic reticulum. Gene Ontology annotation, molecular function: protein binding; structural molecule activity. Lineage: Eukaryota; Viridiplantae; Streptophyta; Magnoliopsida; Asparagales; Orchidaceae. The transcript is spliced from 7 exons.
UCAACCAAGCAGCCAUUACAAGAAGAAAAUCGCUGCGAGUAGCGAGCAAACUGCAAGGCUUCCUUUCGUUUCAUUCCACUGCAUCUCCCGCGCCAAACCUCCGCUUCCUGCGACCACUCAUGGCUUCGUCUUCGCCGGAUCUACUCUUCGGCCUCCGCAAUAACUUCCACAUUGGUGCUUACCAGGCGGCGAUCAAUAAUAGCGACGUUCCUAACCUCUCUACGGAUGAAGCCAUAGAGCGUGACUCCCUCGUCUACCGCUCCUACAUCGCCCUUGGCUCCCACCAGCUGGUGAUCGAUGAGGUCGAUUCUUCCGCGCCGACCGCGCUUCAAGCAGUCAAGCUGCUCGCCAUCUAUCUAUCUGGAAACAAGGAAUCUGCAAUUUCAAGUCUGUGGGAGUGGCUAAGUGAUGCGGCGAUAGGAAACAAUCCAGUUCUUCGCCUUGUUGCUGGGAUCAUAUACAUGCAUGAACAAGACUAUAAUGAGGCUCUUAAGCAUACAAAUGCAGGAGGAACAAUGGAGUUGCUUGCAUUAAAUGUUCAAAUCUAUAUCAAGAUGCACCGGUCAGACUAUGCGGAGAAACAACUAAAGCUCAUGCAGCAAAUUGAUGAAGACCAUACACUAACACAACUGGCUAGUGCGUGGUUUAACCUCGCAGUUGGUGGUUCAAAAAUUCAGGAAGCAUAUCUUAUCUACCAAGAUUUUUCUGAGAAGUAUCAGAUGACUGGGAUGAUUCUUAAUGGAAAGGCUGUAUGUUGCAUGCAUAUGGGACGGUUUGAUGAAGCUGAAACCCUGUUGCUUGAAGCACUAAACAAGGAUGCAAAAGAUGCGGAGACUCUUGCCAACCUUGUUGUAUGCAGUCUUCAUGUAGGCAAAUCUGCAUCACGGUACCUUAGCCAGCUGAAGCUCACACAUCCAGAUCACGUUCUUAUCAAACGUGUUUCCUCCGCAGAGGAUAGUUUUGAUAGGGCUGUUCAGUCAAUCGCUUAGAAAUUUCAAAUUUGGAGCUAUCAAAUAAGGUCAACUACUCUCAUUUUUCUUCUUUAGAAAUUCAAUCUGUUCGGUUUAAUAUUUUUGUUGCUGCUUCAUAUAGAUCAAAAACUUGCAUAAAACGCUGAGAUUUUCUUUCCUUCCAGACUUCUGUGCUUGAUCUUAUUAAUGGAUACAUAAAAGCUGGAGCCAACUGUGUUAGUAUAGCUGAAAUUUUUUUUCA